This is a messenger RNA of Hydra vulgaris (swiftwater hydra), 1782 nucleotides long. RefSeq names its product BUB3-interacting and GLEBS motif-containing protein ZNF207. Gene Ontology annotation, cellular component: kinetochore; spindle matrix; nucleus. Gene Ontology annotation, molecular function: microtubule binding. The record is from RefSeq and is a predicted model, not a curated record. Gene Ontology annotation, biological process: attachment of spindle microtubules to kinetochore; mitotic spindle assembly; mitotic spindle assembly checkpoint signaling. NCBI's taxonomy places the organism in Eukaryota, Metazoa, Cnidaria, Hydrozoa, Anthoathecata, Hydridae.
UAUUAAUUUAAAAUAGGGUCGUCCGAGCAUACAAAGAUUGCGCGUGGAACUUGUAUGUUUCACAGAUACAAACAAAUAUGGGAAGGAAAAAGAAGAAGCAGAUGAAACCAUGGUGUUGGUAUUGUAAUAGGGAUUUUGAGGAAGAAAAAGUUUUAAUUCAACAUCAAAAAGCUAAACAUUUCAAAUGUCAUGUUUGCCAUAAAAAGUUAUACACUGGUCCAGGGCUUGCUAUUCACACUAUGCAGGUUCAUAAGGAGCCUAUUACAAGUAUUCCUAAUUCUGUCACUGGUCGAGGAGAUAUUGAAGUAGAAAUAUAUGGCAUGGAAGGAAUUCCAGAAAAAGAUCUUGAUGAGAAAAGAAAACAAGGAAGGAUUAGAAGAGAUAGUGAUGACAGUGAUGAUGAUGACGAUGAAGAUGAUGAUAAAAAACCAAGAUUAGGUUUUCCAAUGAUGCCCAUGUUUCCUGGUAUGCCACCUAUGCCAUUUCAUCCUGGUAUGAUGCCUCCUGGAAUGCAUCUUCCACCUAUUCAUAUGCAUGGGAUGCCUAUGCAUGGAAUCCCUCCAAUGAUGCAUAUCAUGCGUCCAAUGCCAGGUAUGAUGGCUGGGAUGCCACCUAUGUCAACUAGCGCAAGUGUUAUACCUACUUCUGGACCUCCUCCAGGAGUUCCUGGACCACCAAGACAGUUAUUUCCAGCUGCUGCAACAGCUGCUGAGAUGGAGAAUAAAUCAUCUGGACCAGUUGGAGCAGACUUUAAACCGCUAAAUUCACCUCAGGGAGUUUCUUCAGUUAGUUCUUCGCACAGUUCUUAUCGAUAUAUUAAACCACCUGCAAACACAAUACCAUUGGUAUCUGCUAAUAGCAGAAUUAUCCAUCCUGAUGAAGACAGUUCACUUGAAGAAAUAAAAUCCCAAUUACCUGCCUAUCAACCUAUUGAGUCUAUGCCUCUCACUGUAACACCACAAAUGAUGCAUUCCCAGAUUUCCAUGCCACCAUCUAUCACUGGUGAUCCUAGAAUGGUGAAUAAUUCAUUUAUGGGUGCAAUGCCGCCUGGUAUGCCUCCACCAUCUAAUAUGAUGCCACCGGGUAUGCCUCCUGGACCACCUGGUAUGCCUCCAAUGCCACCUCGAGGAGGACCUCCGCCUGGCUUUAUGCAGCAAAUGCCACCAAUGAGUCAUCCGCAACAACAGCCACCGUUAGUUGGACCACCUUUUAAUGUCCAAUCUCCUGGUGGUGGCCAGUGGAUUCCUCCACCACCAUCAAGGCCGCUUCUUAGCAACAAUAAUGUUCAUUUUUAGCCUGCGCGGAAGCUUAGUUAUGGAUUUCGUAACACCUAAUUUCAAGCCAUCUUAGUAGUCCAAGAUAUUCUUCUGUAAAGCUCGCUAAUUGUUCCUUUCAGAUAUUUUUAUCUUUUAAGCGCCGAAUUAAACCAAACUCAAAACAUUUUGGAUCUAAUGCAUUUUUAAAAUAUUUAUAAUUGACAACCUAAUAAAGUUCGUUUUAUACCAAUAACUUUGUAAAAUGAGAUAUUUGAACAUACUAUGCCUACAUGCAUUUAAAACAUGGUUUUACAACUAUUUCAUUCAAGAUACAAAAAUUGCUAAUUGAUAUUUUCUGCAAAGGAAACGCAUACGCAAUCAAAAGACUAAUUAGAUAACAAACUGUAAAGAAUUUAAAAUGUUUGUUGUUAGUAUUUACCGUUAAUAUUGAUACUGGUUGUAAAUAAUCCUCGGCCAACACAUUCCUUUGAUAGUUUAAUCUUUGAUUAUCAAAGGCUAGAAAUAA